Molecule: messenger RNA, 2110 nt
Organism: Sorex fumeus (smoky shrew)
Lineage: Eukaryota; Metazoa; Chordata; Mammalia; Eulipotyphla; Soricidae
Gene: SH3GL1
Product: SH3 domain containing GRB2 like 1, endophilin A2
Exons: 10
Coding region: 240-1349 (369 amino acids)
Biological process (GO): synaptic vesicle uncoating
Cellular component (GO): cytoplasm; presynapse; glutamatergic synapse
Molecular function (GO): protein binding
Source: RefSeq, a predicted model, not a curated record
GCUCGUGCGCGCGCAGGCACCGGAAGUGUGCGGUUGCCAUGUAAUAUCCUGGCGGCGCGGGCGCGCGAGCUUCUUGAGGCGGCGGCGGGGCGGCUCGGCAGAGCGGGCGGUGGAGGCGGCGCCCACCGGGACCCGCUGAAGGCGCUCGCGGCCCAGUCGGCGGCGCCGGCGAGCCUGUCGCUUGUUCGCUCCGUCCGCUUCGCUGCGUCGGGCGAGGAGGCCCGACGGCGGGAGGCAACAUGUCGGUGGCGGGACUGAAGAAGCAGUUCUACAAGGCGAGCCAGCUGGUCAGCGAGAAGGUCGGCGGGGCUGAAGGGACCAAACUGGACGAUGACUUCAAAGAGAUGGAGAAGAAAGUGGAUGUCACCAGCAAGGCUGUGACCGAAGUGCUGGCCCGGACCAUUGAAUACCUGCAGCCCAACCCAGCCUCGCGGGCCAAGCUGACCAUGCUGAACACGGUGUCGAAGAUCCGUGGGCAGGUGAAGAACCCCGGCUACCCGCAGUCCGAGGGGCUGCUGGGCGAGUGCAUGCUCCGCCACGGCAAGGAGCUGGGCGGCGAGUCCAACUUCGGCGACGCCCUGCUGGAUGCAGGGGAGUCCAUGAAGCGCCUGGCCGAGGUGAAGGACUCCCUGGACAUCGAGGUCAAGCAGAACUUCAUCGACCCGCUCCAGAACCUGUGCGACAAGGACCUGAAGGAGAUCCAGCACCACCUGAAGAAGCUGGAGGGCCGCCGCCUGGACUUCGACUACAAGAAGAAGCGCCAGGGCAAGAUCGCCGACGAGGAGCUGCGCCAGGCCAUGGAGAAGUUCGAGGAGUCAAAGGAGGUGGCCGAGACCAGCAUGCACAACCUCCUGGAGACAGACAUCGAGCAGGUGAGCCAGCUCUCUGCCCUGGUGGACGCCCAGCUGGACUACCACAGGCAGGCCGUGCAGAUCCUGGACGAGCUGGCGGACAAGUUGAAGCGGAGGAUGCGAGACGCUUCAAAUCGCCCCAAACGGGAGUACAAGCCGCGGCCCCGGGAGCCCUUCGACCUGGGCGAGCCAGAGCAAGCCAACGGGGGCUUCCCCUGCACCUCCACGGCCCCCAAGAUCACAGCCUCCUCGUCUUUCCGGUCGUCCGAGAAGCCCGCCCGGGCCCCAAGCAGGAGUAUGCCGCCCCUGGACCAGCCGAGCUGCAAGGCCCUGUAUGACUUCGAGCCCGAGAACGCCGGGGAGCUGGGCUUCCGCGAGGGCGACAUCAUCACCCUCACCAACCAGAUCGACGAGAACUGGUACGAGGGCAUGCUGCACGGCCAGUCGGGCUUCUUCCCGCUCAGCUACGUGGACGUGCUCGUGCCCCUUCCGCAGUGACCGCCUCACUCCUCAGCUGGCCCCGGCGGGGGCCCUGUUUACAUGCGGGGUGGGGCGGCGCUCCCUCCCCCAUGCCAAGGGCUCGCCCUACGGUGCUCUCAGAAACACUAACCCCCUCCGCCCCGCCACCCCCCUCGCCCGCUGCGGGGAGCCCUGGGCCCGGCGGCGCCCCACCUCCGUCCCUGCCCAUUGCCGGCGAUGGGCCCCGUGCCCCGCUCCGGAUGCCCUCGGCCCCACUGCCACCAGCCAGGGGGCCCCUCGGGACAGGUCCCCUCACACCCCCUCCCUCUGGGGACCCCCAGCCCCAGCCAAGCACAGGGAACCUCUGGCACCAGCUGCACUCACCUGAGCGCACAUACAUGCUCACACAGUUACACAGCACACAGAUAUGCACACACGCACACACACAUGCACACACGCGCACACACACACACACACACACACACACACACUCCACACUCACACACGGGACCAGCCUCCACUCUGGAAGGUCAAGCACAGGAGCCCUUCCCCCAGCCUCCGAGCAACCAUUCCUGGGGGCCCCCCACGCCCCAGGGAGGUGCUCAGGGCCACCCCCUGCUUCCCCUCUUCUGCCUUUCCGAACAUUGACUGCUGGGGGAGUCUUGGGCCUGGUUCACAUUCCGCAGCCCCCCCAGGAGCGCAGACAUUCACUCGGGGCCUUGCUUAUUGCCAUUAUGGGGGGCCCAACAGCAGCGCGGCCUCGGGCCCAUGGACAUGUAACCCUGGUUUUUUAAAAAAAG